Molecule: messenger RNA, 1836 nt
Organism: Indicator indicator
Lineage: Eukaryota; Metazoa; Chordata; Aves; Piciformes; Indicatoridae
Gene: CHDH
Product: choline dehydrogenase
Exons: 7
Coding region: 1-1836 (611 amino acids)
Cellular component (GO): mitochondrial inner membrane
Molecular function (GO): choline dehydrogenase activity; flavin adenine dinucleotide binding
Source: RefSeq, a predicted model, not a curated record
AUGUCAUACCUAGCGAAAGGGGUUCAGCACUGCAGUCCUGUGAAACAGAUGCACAAACUAACAGGAACUCUGUUUAAAGCACGCAUAUUACAGAACGUAUUUGGCCCCAGUGAACAACAAUUCAAUAUUUCACGUGCAUCAUCUCACCUUAGUUCUGAAAAGGCAAACGCUUACAAUUAUAUCGUUGUUGGGGCUGGAUCAGCAGGAUGUGUGUUAGCCAACAGGCUGAGUGAAGACCCUCUCAGUACUGUACUACUUUUGGAGGCAGGCCCUAAAGAUACCCUUCUAGGCAGUAAAAGACUGAUGUGGAAGAUUCAUAUGCCUGCUGCAUUAACAUACAACCUCUGUGAUGAGAAAUAUAACUGGUAUUACCACACAACACCACAAAAGCAUAUGGAUAACCGAAUUAUGUACUGGCCCCGAGGAAGAGUGUGGGGUGGCUCCUCCUCCCUCAAUGCCAUGGUAUACAUUCGUGGACAUGCAGAAGAUUAUAAUCGAUGGAGCAGGGAAGGGGCUACAGGAUGGGACUAUGGACAUUGCUUGCCCUAUUUUAAGAAGGCACAGUCACAUGAACUGGGGCCAGAUCAGUACAGAGGUGGGAAUGGACCCCUGAAUGUGUCAAGAGGGAAAACAAACCACCCUCUUCAUCGUGCAUUCCUGGAAGCAACCCAGCAAGCUGGGUAUCCCUUCACAGAUGAUAUGAAUGGUUAUCAGCAAGAAGGAUUUGGCUGGAUGGACAUGACUAUACACCAAGGUCAAAGAUGGAGCACAGCUAGUGCUUACCUUCACCCGGCCAUAUCACGCCCAAAUUUGUCAGUUUCAGAGAAGACACUUGUAACAAAAAUCUUGUUUCAAGGAACAAAAUCCAUUGGUGUCGAAUAUGUGAAAAAUGGGCAAAGGAAAAAGGCUUUUGCCAGUAAAGAAGUUAUUUUAAGUGGAGGUGCCAUAAAUUCUCCACAGCUGCUGAUGUUGUCUGGGAUUGGCAAUGCAGAUGAUCUAAAAAAACUGGGGAUUCCUGUUGUUUGCCAUCUUCCUGGAGUAGGGCAGAACCUUCAAGAUCAUUUAGAGGUGUAUGUCCAGCAGAAGUGCACCAAACCUAUUACUCUGUAUAAUGCACAAAAGCCAGUUAACAUGGUGAAGAUUGGUCUAGAAUGGCUUUGGAAGUUUACAGGUGAGGGAGCCACUGCCCACUUAGAAUCUGGUGGUUUUAUCCGAAGCGAACCAGGGGUUCCUCACCCUGACAUUCAGUUCCACUUUCUCCCUUCUCAGGUUAUUGAUCAUGGCCGGGUUGCUUCCACAAUGGAAGCUUACCAGGUCCAUGUGGGACCCAUGAGGAGCAUGAGCAUGGGCUGGCUAAAGCUGAAGAGUACAGAUCCAAAUGACCAUCCCAUCAUUGAGCCUAACUACAUGUCAACAGAAAGAGAUAUUUGGGAAUUCCGCCAGUGCAUCAAGCUGACCAGAGAGAUCUUUGCUCAGAAAGCUUUCGAGAAAUUUCGUGGGCCUGAAAUUCAACCAGGAAACCAUGUUCAGUCUGACAAAGAAAUAGAUGCUUUCGUAAGGCAGAAGGCUGAUAGUGCUUAUCAUCCUUCCUGCACCUGUAAAAUGGGUCAGCCUUCCGAUAGCACUGCUGUAGUUGAUCCUGAAACAAGAGUAAUUGGCGUUGAAAACUUGAGGGUAGUAGAUGCAUCAAUAAUGCCCAGUGUUGUCACUGGAAAUUUGAAUGCCCCAACUAUUAUGAUAGCAGAGAAAGCUGCAGAUAUAAUUAAGGGCCUCCCAUCUCUGGAGGAGAAAAAUGUUCCUGUAUAUAAGCCCAAGACCUUAGAAACACAAAGAUAA